Molecule: messenger RNA, 7081 nt
Organism: Micropterus salmoides (largemouth bass)
Lineage: Eukaryota; Metazoa; Chordata; Actinopteri; Centrarchiformes; Centrarchidae
Gene: igsf9ba
Product: immunoglobulin superfamily, member 9Ba
Exons: 22
Coding region: 212-4612 (1466 amino acids)
Biological process (GO): cell-cell adhesion
Molecular function (GO): protein binding
Source: RefSeq, a predicted model, not a curated record
UACAAACGCGGCGGUGCAGGUGCUCUGUCUCUUCGGGAGAGGAUGCGGAUGGAAGGACGGGGGAGGGAAGGGAUGAAGGGAAACGCCACGAGGAAAGAAAAUAGGAUAUGAAAAGGGGCUUUUGCUAAGAGACCGUGAGGUGCAAGGUCGAAUAUGAGAGAUUGGUUGAACGGGGCACUUUGCGUGGUAAUAGCUGGUCGGCAAUAGUACUAUGAUUUGGUAUGUGGCCACUCUGAUAGCAAGUGUAUUCAGCACCAGAGGAACGGCCGCUCAAGAUGCAGUUUUGAUGAACUAUAGCGGUGCCCACGGAGUGAGAGAGGAGCCCCGGUUUGUGACGGCGCGCGCUGGAGAGAGCGUGAUCCUGGGGUGUGACGUGUCCCCUCCCCUGGAUGGCCAGCAGCCUCCCUAUGUGGUGGAGUGGUUCAAGUUUGGAGUGCCUAUUCCCUUCUUCAUCAACUUUCGCUUCUACCCUCCUCAUGUGGAUCCAGAGUACACUGGUAGAGCCUCUCUGCAUGGGAAAGCCUCCCUACAGAUUGACCCAGUGCGCUCCGAGGACCAGGGCUGGUAUGAGUGCAGGGUCCUGAUGCUGGAGCAACAGUACGACACCUUCCACAACGGCAGCUGGGUGCACCUCACAGUCAAUGCCCCACCUUCAUUUACAGCAACGCCGCCACAGUAUGUGGAGGCGAAGGAAGGGGGAAGCACUCUGCUUAGCUGCUCUGCCCAGGGAAAUCCAAAACCAAUGAUCAGCUGGCUGAGGGAGGGGGAGGAGCUCGCAACCAACGCCAAGUAUUCAGUACAUGAUGGCAGUCUAACAAUCCUUGGCAUCACUAGAGAUGACAGAGGAGCGUACACAUGCCGAGCCUACAGUGACCAGGGAGAAGUGCUCCACACCACCCGUCUGCUGGUUCAAGGGCCUCCAUACAUCGUCUCUCCACCAGAAAACGUCACUGUAAACAUAUCCCAGAAUGCACUCUUCACCUGCCAAGCGGAGGCAUAUCCUGGCAACCUGACCUACACCUGGUACUGGGAAGAGGAUAACGUCUACUUCAAGAAUGAUCUGAAGCUCCGAGUGCGCAUUCUCAUCGACGGCACCCUUAUCAUCUUCCGGGUCAAGCCGGAGGAUGCUGGGAAAUACACCUGCAGUCCGAGCAACAGCCUCGGUAUCUCGCCCUCGGCGUCAGCCUACCUGACUGUUCAGUACCCUGCCCGAGUGAUCAACAUGCCCCCGGUCAUCUACGUCCCACGGAAACUGCCAGGCAUCAUCCGCUGCCCGGUGGACGCCAACCCACCUGUGACAUCAGUGAAGUGGGAGAAAGAUGGCUAUCCUCUCAGAGUGGAGAAGUACCCCGGUUGGAGCCUGAUGCCAGAUGGAAGUAUCCGGGUGGCAGAGGCCACUGAAGACUCCCUGGGCACCUACACCUGUGUGCCUUACAACGCCCUGGGUACCAUGGGCAUGUCCCCCCCUGCCACUUUGGUGCUAAAGGAUCCCCCUUACUUUAAUGUGAGGCCUGGGGGGGAGUACCGUCAGGAGGCUGGGAGAGAGCUAGUUAUCCCUUGUGCUGCUUCUGGAGACCCUGAUAUACCAACCAUCACCUGGAGAAAGGUGGGGAAGCCAAGCAAGAGUAAGCACAACAUCCUACCCAGUGGCAGCUUACAGUUUCUGUCCCUCAGCAAGGAGGACCAUGGAGAAUGGGAGUGUGUAGCCACCAAUGUGGUCACGAGCAUCACUGCCAGCACGCGUAUCCUAGUCAUCGGCACCAGCCCGCAUGCUCCUGGCAAUAUCCAUGUAUUGCCCUCAACAACCUCUGCUAAUGUGUCCUGGGAACCAGGAUACGAUGGCGGCUUCGAACAGACAUUCUCUGUGUGGUACGGUCCAGUGUCAAAGAGAACAGACUUCGGUCCUCACGACUGGCAUUCAAUGCCUGUUUCUGGUGCUCAGACCUGGUUGGUGGUGCCAGGGCUGGAGCCUGGGACAGAGUACCAGUUCAGUGUGUUGGCACAAAACAAACUGGGCACGGGCCCAUUCAGCGAAGUUGUGACAGUCAACACUGCAGGCUCUCCUCUGGGUACCCCAGAACCACUGGUGCUUCUUACUCCACCACGGUGCCUCACAGCCAAUCGCACGCAGCACGGUGUCCUCCUCACAUGGCUCCCUCCAGCCAACCACUCCUCUCCUGUCGACCGAUAUAUCAUGGAAUUCCGUCUUGGGGAGAGGUGGGAGGUUCUGGAUGACCUGAUCCCAUCUACUGAGACUGAGCUCAUAGCCAGAGACCUUGUUCAGGAAUCCUGGUAUGAGUUUCGAGUAAUGGCUGUUAUGGAUGACCUCAUCAGUGAGAGCAGCAACGUAGUGGGAGUGUCUAGCACAGAUCCCUUCCCCCCAGCAGAGUUGCCUGAUGAGGGGCUGGCACGGCCUGUGGUGGCGGGUGUUGUGGCGACUAUAUGUUUUCUGGCAGCGGCCGUACUGUUCAGCACUCUAGCAGCUUGCUUUGUCAAUAAGCAACACCGUCGUAAACUCAAGCGUAAACCAGAUCCUCCCUUGUCUGUGACACACUUCAGGAAAAGCAUUGAGUCACCGCCUCCUCUCACCCCCUUGCCAGGGGUAGAGCCCUGCUGGGACGAGCCUGCCAGGAGCAGUUUCUUGCCCCCGCCCGCCAGCCCCCUGUUAUCGUCGGGAAAGAUAAGUCCAGAGAGCUCCCCUCCAUCUCGACCUCGUUCUCUUUCUUCAGAAGGUUCCCAUGGUCCAGGCCUGUAUGUCAGGAAGCUGCCCAGCCCUCAGAGAGAAAGAGACAAAGAGCUCUCCUUCUACAAGAAAACCAAGCGUGCCAUAGCCAGUAAGAAAUACAGUGUGUCCAAGUACGAGGCAGAGGUCACCACGCCUAUUGAGCUGAUAAGCCGCGGCCCUGAUGGCCGCUUCGUCAUGGAGAGCCCACCGCCCCGCCGCAUCCAGGGCUUCCCCUUCGCAGAGGAGUCUGACAUGUACCCUGAGUUCCGGCAGUCUGAUGAGGAGAAUGAUUUUGACCCUGGGCCUCUGCCGCCCAUCAUGCCCACGCUGCGGCCCCAGCUCUCACCAACGUCCUCCAGCCUGGAGUCAACGCAGCCCCCCACCUACAGCCCCCGCCUACACAGGCCCAUGGAAGGUAUGAGCUUUGCAGAGGGCAGUGCACUUCACGCCUCAGGGCAGGCCCCGGCCUCCCGCUACAGGGGCUUUCCCCAGGGCCCAUUCUAUGGGUAUCUAGGCAGCCGCACUGAAUCAGGGAUUCCACCACCAUUCUACAUGCCUGACAUCAGCCCGCGUAGCUCCGCUCUAUCCUCCCCCCCAGGCACCGCAGAGGGGCCCUUUGGUUACCCCUCCAUCCCCGAGGAGAGUGGCGAGAUGGAACACCAUCAGUACACUGCCUCUGGCCAUUCUCUGUCUCACACACACAGCCCUCCUCCUCGCUCACCUGAAAGCUGGCAGCCACAUGAGUUACCCUUCCUGGGUCUAGAGGGUCCACGGUUCAUUUACCCACCACACCAUCCCUUACAUCAUCCCCAGGACCUCCCUGACCCACCCCCAUACCCUCCUCACUCUCUACCCCCUAGUCGCCUGCACUUCCCUCACCUUAAGGAUCCAACAAGCCCUGGACUCCUGCAGCUGGAGGUCCCUGUGGCUCCCCCAGGCAGAGACAGGCCUCCGGUUAGGCGUUUAGCUAUGCAACAGGCCCAGAGUCUAGGCCAGCUCAGACACACGGCCCACGGUGUGGGUGUACCAGUGUUGCCUUACCCUGACCCGGCAGCCCGUGCAGGGAGCCCAAGCACAGCCCCCAGUAGUAGCCCUCAGUCCUGGCUCAGCCCGAGGGCAGGGCGCCGGGCAGACCCCAGCCUACCCCCGCUAGUACUCCAGCCCUCCCGCCUCUCUCCACUCUCCCAAAGUCCUCUUAGCACCCAGCCGGGUUCCCCAGAUAUUCUAGUGCGGCCCCCUCCGCGCCCCAGCAUCCUCCGUACCUCUCGGUCUCUGGAGAUGCCUGAGCUCACCCUGCAACCCUCGGUCAGUUUCUCCCGGAGGUCCUCCCUGUCCGCCUCUCCCACGCAGAGCCAGGGCGGCAAGCAACACAGUCCCAGUUACCACGCCCACAUGUCCUAUGCCUCCACUGCAGCCAGUUACCCCUCCCAGUCCCCCUCUCCCCCUCUGGAGGGCAGGGAUGUUUUCGGGCAGAGGCCAUCCCAGAGAAGGACAGAGGAGGAGAUGCUACCCUCAGAGCCCUCUCAGCUCCAGAUAUCAGCCUCAGGGGAACCUCUAGGUGCGUCUAGUGAUCCUGCCGGGUCUGAGAGCUUACCUGCACUGCUACACCACUGUAUUACUAAAGCCAAGGGAGUGGCUGCCAACAACAAUAACAACACAACCUCCGGAAGGAGAACAGGUGUGUGUCCCUCUCAGACCCAGCAGAAAUCUCAGACACUCCAAGAGGAAGAGGAUCUCAACUUCCACAGAAAGAGGAAAAGGCAGAACAAGAAGAACCCAUAUCUCUAUUUGACCUCCUUCCUGCAUCGCAGGCAGUCUGAGGAGGACCAGACAGGCAUUCUGGCCAGUGCAGACUCAGAGGGCCCAAAUUAUGGGACUCUACACUGACCCGUGUGCCCACCAAGCCAUUGGACUAAAAUGACCUCCCCUGAAGAUAAAACCCACCUCAGCCCUCCCCGCUCCACGCUGGUUCCUGUAUCAAGCUAAUACAUUUCUCAUAAUCUUUAAAAGUUGUCGGUGUUUGCAGAGUGGGGAAACAUCCAGCUGAAUACUCCGGGGUUGGAAAUCUUAUUUGAAGACAAGAACAAUGGCUUUUCUGAGUUGUCACCACUACUUGUCUCUGAGGAAUUUCACUUGAAAAUGCUCUGAAAAUAUAUAAUGUAUAUAAAUAGUAAAACAAGGGAAUUAAGCUUCCUCCUACAGUAAUAAAAAUGUGUUGGUUGAGUAUGUAACAACACGUUAAAGAUUUUUCACUCACUGAUCAUUGAGGGGUCCAUAUCUUUAGGUUUUUCAGUGAUACAGUGUACUGUGAAGCCUGGUGCGUCCUCGGACAUGGGGCAUGAGUCUACCUUUCCUACAAUACAAAUAGUGUCAGUAUUCAAACACAGGGUUCUUACCACAAAAUAUACCUCAGAGUAAACGCAGAGUUGCUGUAAUUCUUGUGGUAUACUGUACGUACUUGACCUUUUUACAUAUGAAAUGUAUGGAUAAAAAGGUUUAUAUCACACACACCACACUCAUUGAAAUGGAUAAUAUGGCCUAACGUUAUCUGAUUUAAAAGCUUGUUAUUAUCAGCUGGCAUAUUGUGUUCAUUUUGAUUUAUGAUCCAAUGCCAACCAUUAGAAGACUGUCUUAACUUUAGUGCUUGGCGGCUCAGUGUAUUUACACCGUAUUAAGAUGAAGAUCAUAGCCUUCAUGAGAAAAUAAUUUGGGACUUACACGCUCAACCAAGGUUGGACUUCUAGGGUUUAGAAGAACAGGGUGAUGAAUUGUGAAGUGUACUGUAGUAUGUAUUUCAUUAUUAAGGAAUAAUUUGGGAAACGUGGCACGUGUCAAGGUGCCUUUUUUUGCCUUUUCUCAUUUUUUUCGAACAUAAACUGCCUUUUUCCUUCGCCUUCUCAUAUUUGUCUCUUCGGGUGAGUGAGGGACUCCAAUACUAUGUGUGUUUUUACUUUCUCUGCCAAGGACACAUGAAAGAAAAUGCUACAGAGUAUGCAUAACUCUUCUUUUUUGUUUGUUGUUUUUGUUCACAUUUAUAUUUUAAAUGGGUACCUGCUUCAACUGUGUAUAUCCAAGUAAUAGGACAGAACCAGAACACCCAUACAAAAAGAAAAAAACACGUUUAGAUUAGAGAAAUAAAAACGGCAUAUAAAUCAAUAAAUAUAACUACGGUGGAAAAGUUCAGAAGCACUGUACAUGAAUUUUCAUGCAGAGAGAACAAACCAGUAGAGUAAGGAUGUUAAUGUUUAACAGCAGCUGUUAAAGGAGAAUGAUUGCUUCGUAAAGCUGCCAAUAAGUAAUGGGAAAUAUUCAAACAAUGGCCACCCUGACUGUUUAUCUUUUAACUGUAUAUUACUUGCUAGCUACUUCUCUGUAUGUUUGUUAAUUUUUCGACACUAACCGAUAAUGAAUGUAUGUUUUGCUGUACAGGAAAUGAAUGUCACAGUGACCCGUUACAUUGUUACUAGUGCGGCUGCAAUUGGUGAGAUGAGCAGUUGACACAUUAAGUCCAAAUUGUUUUACUUCUCUGUGUUAUUCCUGUAUGCGGUAAUAACUAAUGGGCCCCGCACAGGUUCUGAGCCAAGCUCCCUUUGCUCUGACAAAUGGUUUCCUUUUAUUGCUAAUGCUAGUUCAAUCACUCAAAUACACAUCAGAUAUAUUGCCAUCUGCUACAAACAAAUGAGAGGUUUUCCGUCAUAUAUCCACAUGAAUGAAUCAACUCAAUGGCUGCUUACUGAAAUCUCAAACACGUUUUGACAAGUGAGAAAGUGAUGAUUGCCUGGAAGUGAGCGUCAAAGUGCAUAUUCUACUUUAACAAAUUGGUUUCAUGUAAGAUACGAGGAAAAAAAAUUCUAUAUUUGUUAUGUACUGUACAUGGUAUGUAUUGUAUUUGUAAAGAUAAAUCAAACCAUGUUUUACAGGAAGACGUUCUUUUGUGAGGAUGUAUGAAAAGACAGGAGGAUCCCAAGGAAAAAGAAAUUAGAUUAUAUAUAAAAAUAUUUGCUUACAUUACGGCUUUAAGUGGAAAAUGUUUUUAAAACAUUUUAAGGUGCCUCAUUUGUCAUACUUUAGCAGACGUUAUUUUAUCUGAGAAGAAAAGAAACCUUAAUGUUAGUACCGUACAAUGUAUUAUUGCCAUAGCCCGCUGGCUGCACAAGUUAAGUAGUAUUUUCUCUGAUGUAUAGUACAUGAAUGCCCACUGGAAAAAGCUUUAGAAGCAGAAGUGUGUUGCCCUCUUUAAUAUUCCUGGAACAAAGUAAUACUGUAUUUUGCCCAUUCAUGAGCACACAUGUAGAUUCACUCCAGAUCUUUCGCCUUCAGGUGUCCAAAGCAAAUAAACUGAAGGAAACAUUUUUU